UAACCUCUUUGAUAUUAAAGAUUAAGAUCCCCUUAUUUGUUGAUACUAAUCUCCGUGGCAUACUAUCCUUUCACUUCUUUAUUUGUUGUGUUUGAUAUCUAAAAUGGUGCGAGCCUGGUAUAUGGAUAAUGAUUCGUCAGAUCAGCGAGAGGAACAUCACAGGAAUCCUCCAAAAAUAAUUUCAUUGAGUGAUCUUCAUGCUGUAUCAGGCGUAGAAUAUUUCAAGUUGAAUGUUGAGUCUUAUGAUACAGAUGGCAUUCUGGAAAAAUUAAAAAAAUCGAGAGGAUAUACUUAUGAGGAUGAAAUCACCUGCUCCAAAGAAUGUUUGCCCAAUUAUGAAGAAAAAUUAAAGAGUUUUUUUCAAGAGCACUUGCAUACUGACGAAGAAAUACGCUUUGUAGUAGAUGGUUCAGGUUAUUUUGAUGUUAGGGAUAAAAAUGAUGAAUGGAUUCGUAUUGAGGUAAUACCAGGCGACUUGAUAAUAAUUCCCAGUGGUAUUUACCAUAGAUUUACUCUGGAUACAAAGAAUUACAUCCGAGCUAAAAGGCUUUUUAUUGGUGAACCUGUAUGGACCCCCUAUAACAGACCAGUGGAUGAAAUGGAUUGUCGAAAAGAGUACCUUAAAAAAUUGGAAAAUGGUGAAUUCAAUUCAGCCUAACAAUUCAAUGACUGAAGCUCAUAAAGGAUUAUUACUCCUGGUUCUCUUACUGAGUAUAUAACUGCAACAAUUGCAGAAAGUACACUAAUUAUUGGAAAAAAGAAAUAUUUUAUUCUUUAUAAUUAUGUUAUUAUGUUUGAAUAUAUCAUUUAUAUCUU
This is a messenger RNA of Coccinella septempunctata (seven-spotted ladybird), 816 nucleotides long. It is a transcript of the gene Adi1, whose product is annotated as 1,2-dihydroxy-3-keto-5-methylthiopentene dioxygenase. Bases 104 to 658 code for a protein of 184 amino acids. The record is from RefSeq and is a predicted model, not a curated record. NCBI's taxonomy places the organism in Eukaryota, Metazoa, Arthropoda, Insecta, Coleoptera, Coccinellidae. Gene Ontology annotation, molecular function: acireductone dioxygenase [iron(II)-requiring] activity. The transcript has 3 exons.